GAGCGGACCUCGUUUAACCGAUAAAUUCAAAAUAGCGAGUAUAUAACCUAGAGAGAUGUCGGAGUUGCGCGACGAAAACGUGACAGAUAAUACGAAAGAUGAGGAAUAUUUAGAUGAAAGUUCUAUCGUUCAAGAUGAUUACAAAAAACUGAAGCAGGAAAACGAGUGCUAUCGGCAAGAGUUGUACGUUUUACGAUUCAAGUUGAAAGCAAGCGAAGCACUCGAGGAAGAACUUCAGGAGGCUAAUGAAGCUUUAGAGCAAUCGCUCGCUCAAUGUACAACAAAAGCGGAAAAAGCAUCUCUCGAAAGGGAGGAAAAAUAUAGGACUAAGAGGGCAGAAUAUGAGAACCACAUUGUAAAUUUAGAAACUAAGGCUAUACAAAGUACACAAGAAAUUAUUGAAUUACGGGAGGAGCUAAAGAAAUAUAAGGAAUUUAAAAAUGAACAACAACAGAAUCUCACUCUUAAUGAGGAUAAUUCAAUAGAAUAUAAAGAAAAAAUUGAGGAAUUAGUUAAACUGCUUCAAAAUGAAGUAGAGAAGCAGGAACAAUUGGAGGAGAAAUUCGCUAACAUGAAGAAUUAUAUUCAAGAACUUCAAGAUACUUUGCAGGUAACAAAGGAACAGUUGGCCGAAAAAGAUAUGGCAUUGGAAAAUACACGCGAAGAAUUAGCUGUGAGCCGUAUAGAAUUAGAGUCAUUAAAAAUAACUCCUGCUAAUGAUGCGUGUAAAGGCAAUUCCUUGUUCGCUGAAGUGGAAGAUCGCCGGCAAAUGUUGUUGGACAAAAUGAAUGUGUUACAAGAUAAAUAUAACGAAGCGAAACGAACGUUAAAUAAAAAAAUAAACGAAAUUAGAACGUUGAAGAUGGAAAAGGCUGCCAUGGUUCGAAAAUGGGAAACUGAUACGAUUGAUGCACUACAGGAGAACGCAGACCUAAUAGAUAAAUACAAGAGCAGAAUUUUUGAGCUCGAAAAUAAAUUAAAGGCUGAAAUGAAAAAGAAUAAUCAGAUGGAAGAAAUACGAUCUGAUGAUGGUGAUAGUUUUAAUUAUGCUGAAUCGUUGUUAGCAACAAAGAAAAAAGAACUCGCGGAAUUGCAUAAGAAACUUGAGAAGCAAGCUAUAGAAAUGUUAACGCAAGAAGAAGUGAACUAUGAUAUUUCGAAACAGCUACGGUAUUGGCGAUCUAAAGCAAUGUCUAUGGAGGCCCAAAUUUUAGCUAUAAAGACGCAAUUAGAAUCAGAACAGGCAAACGAUAAUAACAAUAAAACUGUUUUGGAAGAUAUCAAGAAUUAUACGACCAUUAACAACACAGAUUUAAAAAAGACCUGUGAUUUACAUAUUGUACCUGACAUGCCGGAUAAUAAUACAUGCUGUGGAAAAUCCACGGAUAUAUCCGAAAUACCAAGAGCAGAUGGAUGUGCGAUUGAACAGAAAGAAGCUGGUGGAAAACUCUUACGAUUCGCUCAGGACGCCAAAGACACCGGGAGUAAAUCUUUAAAGAGGCAACCCAAACAAUAUGAUUAUCCUAUUAUAUCCAUUCCCGAUAUUUUAUAAUCUUAAAUAUUCUUGCGAUAUAUUAUGAUACUCGUACUAUUUUAACGACUAAUCCGAUUUAAUACGUUUAUAUGAUAUAUACACCCGAACUAUGAGAUAAGGGAAAAUAAUCGUGUGUGGAGAAAUGCAAAUACAUCUUCAGAUUGUAUUAUUUAAUAAA
Molecule: messenger RNA, 1712 nt
Organism: Harpegnathos saltator (Jerdon's jumping ant)
Lineage: Eukaryota; Metazoa; Arthropoda; Insecta; Hymenoptera; Formicidae
Gene: Spindly
Product: spindle apparatus coiled-coil protein 1 spindly
Exons: 6
Coding region: 56-1552 (498 amino acids)
Source: RefSeq, a predicted model, not a curated record